AUGUUACAGUCAACGCUAACAGGACAGGAUAUUCGCGACUCGUCCCAAGCCUCUGCCACUAUUGACGAACUAUUCCGGCCUGAUUUUCAAGUUGAUCCUCGGAUUCGGAGGAUCGAUGAAGAGGUAGGCUCUCGAAAGCGCGUAAAACAUAGUCAAGGGCAUCCGUCUUCGCCCCAAGAAAUGGCAUCUGAUUCAAAAUUGAAGUCAGGCUCGUUGCAUGAUCGUAAAUAUGAUGGCAACUUUCAGUCAGCUCAAGCGGUGAGGGUGAAGUUGAUGAAGGCCACAUCCCAACUCAAGACGAAAUAUUCAUGCUGCUUGAUGAAUUGGGAAUCAGCACGACAGGUCACCCCCCUCAAAAUGACCAAACUAUGGCAGAACUACUGGCUAACAACAAACCUCAUAUCAGCCAACCUUUGA
This is a messenger RNA of Puccinia triticina, 417 nucleotides long. RefSeq lists its product as uncharacterized. The transcript has 2 exons. The record is from RefSeq and is a predicted model, not a curated record. The coding region runs from base 1 to 417 and encodes 138 amino acids. NCBI's taxonomy places the organism in Eukaryota, Fungi, Basidiomycota, Pucciniomycetes, Pucciniales, Pucciniaceae.